GUUCUGUCAUUCUCCGUCAAGGUUGUUACCGCUGCUUCACCAAGGCAUCGCUUACUCAUAAUCAUCGUGACAUCCCUCUCUCUGCUCGUGUCCACUUCAAUGAGUGCCGGGAUCCAGGAUCCAUACGCUGUCAAGGUCACACACGGAGUUCUUGUGACAUGUGACUCGGCAGCCAAACAAAUUCUUCUGCAUCUCGAUGAGCAACGGGAUGGACCCUCAAAAUUCAUCCUACAUGACGUCAAAGACUCUUCACAUCUGCUCGUGAGGAGCCAGUACUUGGAGGAGGUCAAGGAUCUGCUUCAAGAGGAAGUGAGCAUAUGAUUCGGGACAUCCUCGAGGAUGCCCAAACUGACCUUUCGGUUCAGCUUGAGAAGAAUACAUAUGUCCAGGCCCCGAAUGCCUAGAAUCACCAUCACUGGCAUGAUGUCCCCCUCUGCACACAGUCCAGCGGUCGCAACGGCUCGUGAGAAAAGCUCACGUGGCCUUAGCAUAAGAAGACGCUUCGCCGCUCCUCACUUGCCAACCUUGGUGUUAAGAUCGAAAUGCUCCUCUAUCACACCUAGUCAGGUCGGCUCUCUAAUGUCAGUCAAUUCGAGGCCCCGAGUUUGGACCUUCGCCCGCAUUGAAUACUGCACUAUGCAUUUCGCUCAUGU
Messenger RNA from Kockovaella imperatae, 653 nucleotides. RefSeq lists its product as hypothetical. The record is from RefSeq and is a predicted model, not a curated record. NCBI's taxonomy places the organism in Eukaryota, Fungi, Basidiomycota, Tremellomycetes, Tremellales, Cuniculitremaceae. The annotation marks the transcript as partial. The transcript has 3 exons.